Molecule: messenger RNA, 684 nt
Organism: Adineta ricciae
Lineage: Eukaryota; Metazoa; Rotifera; Eurotatoria; Adinetida; Adinetidae
Source: the annotation of a GenBank genome assembly
AUGAAAGCUGCUCUCGCUGUCAUCUUCGUUGCUUGUCUCACUGGCUCAAUGGCUUCGGAUGCUCAAAGCCGAUUCAUUGACCAACUUGUCCAACAAGGACAGAACAUUGCUCAAACCAUCAUGGGUCAACUUCAAACGAACAUUAUUGGCUUUGUUCAACAGGCUGCUAGCAAUCUCGAGCCACUGAACGCUUUUAUCGAAAGUCAACCGUUCUUAAACAAUAUUGUUGAACAAAUCAAACCUCAGAUCGCUGGACCCAUCAACACCGUCCUUGCUCAAAUCAUCAGUGGACUCGGUGGUCUCAUUGGUGGCCGUGCCAGCCUCGAUCUUGGUGCCAUCUUCAACGACUUCCUUCAACAAAUCACCACCCCACUUCUUGGUAUUGGUCAACACCUUCUCAAUCAAGGCUUAGGUGCCGUUCUUGGUGGAAUCGCUGGAUCACGUGGCUUCUCUGACAUCUUCGCUUCACUCCAACAACAAAUCGCAGGUGCCGUCACUGUUGCUCAAAGUGCUCUCUCAGGUGCUCUUGGUAGCCUCUCAGCUCUUGGCUCAAACAUCCUCGAUGCCUCAAAACCACACUGGGAACAACUUCAAGAACAACUCGUUGGUCACGGCCUCAACGUUCUUGGAUCAAUCUCAGAAACCAUCAACAACGUCCACGGUUCAAUUGUCGGCCGAAAAUAA